GCACGUCACUGACGGUUCGUUGAGGCUCAUCACGACGUCAUCCAGAGGCGCCGGAAGAGGUGCUGUACAAACGGAGUAACGUGCAUGCAAGGAUCUAUCACUUGAGAGCGAUGAUGCGGGUGUGCUGGUUGGUGAGACAGGACAGCCAGCACCAGCGAAUCAAACUUCCACAUUCAGAAGCAAUUGUGAUUGGGCGUGGCCCAGAAACCAAGAUCACUGAUAAGAAAUGUUCUCGACAGCAAGUACAGUUGAAAGCAGAGUGUAACAAAGGUUACGUCAAAGUAAAGCAGGUAGGGGUCAAUCCCACCAGCAUUGACUCAGUCAUAAUUGGAAAGGACCAAGAGAUGAAACUGCAGCCUGGCCAGGUUCUCCACAUGGUGAAUGAACUUUAUCCGUAUAUUAUAGAGUUCGAGGAAAAGACAAAGAGCCCUGGCCUAGAAACACACAGGAAGAGAAAGAGGUUAAGCAACAGAGAUUUUAUAGAAAGGGAUGCUGCUCAGGAAGCUGCCUCUGGGACAGGGCUGGAACCUGAGAGCAGUCCCAACCAAUGCUGUGUGGCCCCAAAGAAGGGGAAAGAUGGAUCUACCAAAAAGAAACCACUGAGCCAUUGGAGUCAAGGCUUGAAGACGUCUAUGCAGGACCCCAAAAUGCAGGUUUACAAAGAUGAGCAUGUGGUGGUGAUUAAGGAUAAAUACCCUAAGGCCCGUUACCACUGGCUGGUCUUACCAUGGGCCUCCAUUUCCAGUCUGAAGGCUGUGACUAGAGAACAUCUUGAACUCCUCAAACAUAUGCACACUGUAGGAGAAAAGGUGAUGGCAGAUUUUGCUGGAUCCAGCAAGCUCCCCUUCCGAUUGGGCUACCAUGCCAUUCCCAGCAUGAGUCAUGUACACCUUCAUGUAAUCAGUCAGGAUUUUGAUUCUCCUUGCCUUAAAAGCAAAAAGCAUUGGAAUUCUUUCAAUACAGAAUACUUCCUAGAAUCACAAGCUGUGAUCCAGAUGGUACAAGAGGCUGGCAGAGUGACUGUCAGAGAAGGGACAUCUGAGCUCUUGAAGUUGCCCCUUCAUUGUCAUGAGUGCCAGCAGCUGCUGCCUUCCAUUCCUCAGCUGAAAGAGCAUCUCAGGAAGCACUGGAUGAAGUGACUCUGCAGAGCCUGAACUAAUGCCACAAGCAUAGCCAAUUGGAGUGAACUGCUGGCAUCCAUUCUGGGUUGCUUGUGAAUGUCUACUCAUUUCCUGAAUUAAAACAUGCAGCUGUUUUUGUUUUUUUUUAAACAAAGUUUAUUCUUAAGUGUCCACAAUGUAGGGUGACUCAGAAUAACUCAGGAAUUAGGAAUUUGGAUUUUCCAUGGAUGUGUUCUCUGAUAAGGGUGGCAGGGACAUACCUGAGCACCAUGUCCAGGACCCAUGUCAGGUCUAAUGGGAGGGGAAGUAAGGCCACAUUCAGACUCACCUGAUAGUGCAGGAUAUAGAAGCAGCGAGCUAUAUAUGUUAUAUAUAUAUUAUAUGUUGUUUUUGGUUUUUGAAAGUUUGCCUUUAAUAAGUAAUUUCAACAAAAAUAAAAGCAAAAAUUUCUCUUUUUUUUGUUAUA
Molecule: messenger RNA, 1587 nt
Organism: Heterocephalus glaber (naked mole-rat)
Lineage: Eukaryota; Metazoa; Chordata; Mammalia; Rodentia; Bathyergidae
Gene: Aptx
Product: aprataxin
Biological process (GO): single strand break repair
Cellular component (GO): nucleus
Molecular function (GO): double-stranded RNA binding; single-stranded DNA binding; mismatched DNA binding
Source: RefSeq, a predicted model, not a curated record